UCAGCUGGUUGUGAAGUGCGACAGACUGGACUACACUGGACAGAAAUGGCGACUCUCUGUCCAGGUGUUCAGUAUGGUUUAUCAUCGCAGCAAAAUUUUGGUGAAAAUAAAGACUUAAUUUUUGUGAAACUCACGGAUUCGGCUGUUCGUGCAAUAUACGACUUUUUAAAAAAUCAGAAUAAAUUCAACUGCCAGGGUCCCACGAUAAAGUUCCUAGGAAAUGAAGGGCAAUUAUCUUUCCCCUCCGUGCAAAACGGCUACACCUCUUUUAGUUUCUCCAUGUCGAGCACGGCGGAUAUGGAGGGCCCCGGGGGAAGUUUCGAAUGCGUCCAACAAACUGGUCCUCUCCCUCGGGGCUCCCUCGAAGUCCUCGGUUCAAUCCCAUACAAAGUCCGUGUUCGCGCCAAUGACGACAUCUACGAGGCUACCCGCCAUCGCAUGACCAUCGCCGAAGAAAACCACAAGAACAAAUGCACAAGGGAGAUAAAACCAAACGAAAAAGACAUUGGCCGUAAAGUGAAACUGAAACAGAGUCGCGCCUCUCUGCCGCCCAUCCGUCGGGAGCCGCCGCCCCCGGCCCCCAAACCGUCUUAUCAGUCGAAUCUGCCCUCCAAACCGCCGCCCCCCGUCAUCUCCUCCAGCAAUGGGCUGUCGAAUGGUUUGGGGAGCAAUCACGUGAGCAGCUCGAGGCCCCAAAUGAAUAAACCCUCCGUCCCUGAUAUCGCCCGGAGGCCCAUCAAAGAGCGAUUAAUUCAUCUUCUUGCGUUGAGGCCCUUUAAAAAGGUUGAAUUACAUGACCGAAUAACGAAAGAGGGUGUCAGGGAGAAAAAUGGGAUAACUUCGAUCCUGAAACAGAUUUCUUUCAUGAAAGAUAACUGUUAUCACCUCAACAGGGCGAUGUGGAACGAAGUGAACGAAGACUGGCCUUUUUAUACCGAAUCGGAAAGGCAAAUGUUAAAAAGGCGUAAGCCGGCGAACCUGACCCCUCCCGGCAGCAGUGACGGCGGCAGCUCCGGCAGUGGCCAAUCCCCGACAAGCACCCACCCCGGUUCUCCACCCCCCAUCUCUACCACGUCAUCGUCGUCAUCGAAACGCCCCGGCUACUACGAUAACCAGGACGGUCUUCCCACGAAACGUCAACGCAUCUCCCACUUUCGCAAACCCUCCGAACAAACUUAUCGUUCGCCAAUCGAAAACAACAGCAGCCAACGUCGUCCGCCUACGGAUUCACGUGACGCCAGCAACAUGAAUCCCCGUAGUAGGGAAUCCCCGACGGCCGUCGCCAUGAGCAACGGCGGCUACACGAAUGAUAAUAAUAAUAAAUUGCGAAACGAUGAUAAGCAACGUUGUGAUAGUCAUAGUUUAAGCUACGGACGCGAGAAAACGGGAGGCGGUAAUUCACCGGUAACGAAAACGACAACGGAAAACGGUUACGUUAACGGAAAAUGCACGCAGAGAGAAAAUGAGAGGAAGAGAGAGAGAGUGACAAGUACGAGUCAAAGGAGUGUCAGAGUCAGUCCCGAUAGCCAAUCGGAAGCGAUGGGCGGGGAUAGGGUGUCACCAAUCAGGGAGAAGGGGGCGGUGGCUAAAGUCGAUAGCAGUUCGGAGUUUCCCGAUUAUCUAACGGAAUACACUACGAUUAAAGAUGCCGAUCAAAGGCGGCGUUUCAAAGCCGACUUUAACGCCGACUAUGCCGAAUAUAAGGACCUUCACGGAAUCGUGGAAAAAGUAUCUAGGAGGUUCGUCGAUUUAGAAUUGAAGCUUAAACAAGAAGACGCGUCUAGUCCCAGAUUUAAAGAUCUAAAAAAGCAAAUCGUACGAGAAUACAAUGAAAACAAGAACGAUCUGGAACACCAAAAACUAAAACGCCGCUUUCAAUAUCUCCACGACAAACUCUCGCACAUAAAACGUCUUGUCUUAGAGUACGACCAGGGCCUCGCCAACACCCGAUACUGACCCUGGGUCUUUUCGGGCUCUCGGCCCCACGCCCCGGCACAUUGCUAUGGACUCCUGCCAUCGGACGACUCAAUACUAACAUCACGAACCACAAAAAUCCCAUUGGAAGUUUAAAAAACAAGAAAAAAAAUAGUCAAGUCAUAUAGUCUAGUGACACUUGAUUUUUCGGUUAUUUAUUAUUUAUAGGUUAAGUUCAGGGCACGACAAGUGGCGGCCAUUGCUCAAAUUGAUUUGUGAUACGAAUUUGUUGUUUGUUUGUUUUUUGGCACAAAACGGGACGCCACUGGUAAUUUGGUUGAGUUCUAGUGCCAUAAUAACGAUCCGAAAAUCCCCGAAAUUGACAGUAUUGCCAUUUUGACCAGUUACCAUUGAUCUUCCGCUUUUUAUUGUUUCUUCCCAUUUUACAAUUUUCCUGUGCCAAACUUGAUAUUCCGCCCCUCCUCUUUUAUUUAUUAAUAAUCUCAUUGGACGUUCAGUUCGCCAUAGCUCCGCCCCCUCCGUGUGACUGACAGCUGAACGUGUCGACUAGAUCUAAUUUAGGCGUAGUUAGAACAAAUGAGGUAUAUAACUAUUGAACUGUGAUGACCACGCUCAUUCCGUUAGUGUUAUGUUGUCCAGUAGCAGUGCCCUUCCUGCCAAUCAGACUGUCCGUCGAUGUGGUUGUGAUUGUACAUAUGAUCUUCGAUGACGACCUUGGCCUGACCUUGACUCAUCAAAUAUAUAUACAGUACCAUGUAUCUAUAUUAUUACAUAUAUAAUUAAUAUGUUAGAGUAUGCUUAAUCAACUUUAUUCUGUCUUCUCGCUUAUUUUAUCGUUUUUCCUUCUGAGAACAAAGCAAAAACCAAAAAAAAUAAAAAAUAUUAAAUGUCGUUAGUCCGGGGUUGUGUAAUUUCUAUACGUACCGAGUCAAUUGUUAAAAUUCGCCUGAAUGUUAUAUUAAUUAAUUACAUGACACGUGGAUUAAUGUGAUAAAAGUAAUGGUUCAUUGGUUGUUUGGUUUGGUUGGUUAUAUUGUGUUUUUUUAUUGUAUGAGUAAUUCCAGUGACCGUACGUAGACUAACAUGUUUUCGAGCGCAUUGAUUGCUCUCUUUCUCUCUCUGUUGUUAUGUAAAACGCGCCACUUGUUGCCAAGCUCGGUCUGUUGUCGAUUUAUGUUAUAUAUCACUGUGUAAAUAAGUAAAAACAGUCUGUUUACGGUUAUUAUGUCCAGUUCGUAAUCAAGUGGCUAGGGUUUUAUAACGACAUUAUGUUUUAUUGUAAAUUUGAACUAUGCAAUAUAUUUAAAAGCAUCCCGA
Tribolium madens (black flour beetle) is the source of this 3252-nucleotide messenger RNA. It is a transcript of the gene Su(Tpl), whose product is annotated as RNA polymerase II elongation factor Ell. The transcript has 9 exons. Lineage: Eukaryota; Metazoa; Arthropoda; Insecta; Coleoptera; Tenebrionidae. Gene Ontology annotation, molecular function: cis-regulatory region sequence-specific DNA binding. Gene Ontology annotation, cellular component: transcription elongation factor complex. The coding region runs from base 46 to 1956 and encodes 636 amino acids. The record is from RefSeq and is a predicted model, not a curated record. Gene Ontology annotation, biological process: transcription elongation by RNA polymerase II; positive regulation of transcription elongation by RNA polymerase II; snRNA transcription by RNA polymerase II.